UCUCGUUACCUCCCUAGUUUCUGUUGGCUUUAUAAGCAUUCAGUUUGAGUUCCCCCAGUGUUGAAUCUUAAAGUUAUUUUGGUGUUGUUUCUCGUGUUCCUGAACUUAUUUGUAUGAUUAAAGAUUUGAAUUCAUCAAUCCUGCGUCUCCUCGUACUCCUUGGAGGGCACUACACAUAACAGAAGACUCGACCCACACCGAUUAUGCUGACGGCUGAGGACCAGUUGUGGGGUUUGCGGCAGGCUGGCCGGAAGCUGGAGCGAUAUGUGGAUGAGUUUAUCGAGCUUGUUCCCCUUCUGAACUGGCCGGACGCCUCCUUAGGUGCGUGUUUUCAGCUGGGGCUGGACAGCGAGACCAUCAGAUUCGUAGAAAAAGAAGUCCAAUCUCGCUGCCCAGUCUCCGCUGAAACACGUCACAUCACGCCAGCUCACCACACCUCCACAUACCACUCCAACAGUCCGAACCACCUGACCAGCCCCAACCAUCUGCAUCCCAUCUACAGCUCCAUGGUGUUCCUCAGCCCAGCACCGUCCGCGGCUCCCCCAAGACUGCCUUCCGCUAAGAAGUUCCCGCCGCCAGUCGCGGCCACCGCAAACCUGCCGCCGUUCGCGGCCCUCGCAAGCCCGCCGCCAAAGAGUAUGGCAAGCCGCCAACAAAGAAUAAGGCAAGCCCGGCUUCCACGGAUAAGUUCCCGCCGCCGUUCGCGGCCACCGCUAGCCCGCCGACAGCGAAUGUGGCUAGCCUGCCUCCCACAAAGAGUUUCUGUUGGCUUUAUAAGCAUUCAGUUUGAGUUCCCCAGUUUCGAGUCUUAA
Onychostoma macrolepis is the source of this 812-nucleotide messenger RNA. RefSeq lists its product as uncharacterized. Lineage: Eukaryota; Metazoa; Chordata; Actinopteri; Cypriniformes; Cyprinidae. Bases 204 to 812 code for a protein of 202 amino acids. The record is from RefSeq and is a predicted model, not a curated record. The transcript has 3 exons.